AUGGAGGCCAUACAGAAGAAGCUAGUCAUUGUUGGUGAUGUUACAUGUGAGAAGACAUGUUUGCUUACAGCUUUCAGCAAAGGCCAGGUUCCUGAAGUGUAUAUCCCCACAGUAUUUGAAAAUUAUGCUGCUGAUAUUGAAGUUGAUGGGAAACAGGUGGAGCUGGCUCUGUGGGACACAGCAGGCCAGGAGGACUACUAUAGACUGCGGCCCCUGUCUUACCCCGGCACGGAUGUGCUACUCAUGUGCUUUUCCAUCGGUGACCCAGACAGUUUGGAGAACAUUCUAGAGACGUGGUUUCCGGAGGUCAACCACUUCUGUCCGAAAGUUCCCAUCAUUCUGGUGGGCACCCACAAAGAUUUGCGCAAUAACGAUCACACACUCCGGGAACUAGCAAAGAUAAAACAGCAGCCUGUUAAACAAGAGGAGGGCAGGGACAUGGCCAAUCGCAUCAAUGCCUUUGGCUACAUGGAGUGCUCAGCCAAGACGAUGGAGGGCGUCAGGGAGGUGUUUGAACUGGCCGCUAGGGCAGCGCUGCACGGUGGGAAGCGCCACAGAAAGAACACCUGCCCUGUGUCAUAA
Messenger RNA from Sardina pilchardus (European sardine), 582 nucleotides. Its product is annotated as rho-related GTP-binding protein RhoA-A-like. Lineage: Eukaryota; Metazoa; Chordata; Actinopteri; Clupeiformes; Clupeidae. Gene Ontology annotation, biological process: small GTPase-mediated signal transduction. Gene Ontology annotation, molecular function: protein kinase binding; GTP binding; GTPase activity. The transcript has a single exon. Gene Ontology annotation, cellular component: cytosol. Bases 1 to 582 code for a protein of 193 amino acids. The record is from RefSeq and is a predicted model, not a curated record.